AUGGCUGAAGAUAUAAAAUCAACCAAUAAACAAUGUAAUACCGUAACUAAUAUUCAAACACCGCGACCAUCCUCACCAAGAAAAUUUUUCGCAAGACUAUAUGGUCAUCUUGAAGAGCCUAAGGCGAAACAAGCAGAAACAAAAACACAGUUCGACAGCGAGUCGUCCUCUGAUGUUGAAGUGGAAGAAAGUGGAUUAGAAGAUAAUGAGCAACGAUCUAGCAGUAUGGAACUUGCCGCAGCUCGAAGUCCGCCUCUUUGGCCGCCACCACCAUUGCCAAUAUGUCCUAGACCCAUGCUGUUUCCCCAUCAACAGCUAGCGUUUGGAGCUGGUCUUGCUGCUUUUCUUGCCCGUCGUCGUCGCAAAGAAAGUCGACCUCGCCGUCAAAGAACUACCUUCUCCGCGCAUCAGACCUUGCGACUGGAGCUUGAGUACGCGAGGGGUGAAUACGUAGCAAGAGCGCGAAGAUGUGAGUUGGCUUCAGCGCUGUCGUUAAGCGAGACGCAGGUAAAAAUAUGGUUCCAGAACAGAAGAGCCAAGGACAAAAGGAUUGAGAAAGCUCAAAUUGACCAACAGUACAGGCAACUAGCAGCUGCAUCAGGCCUAUUUCCGUCAGUACUGGGUACCCCUUACUGCCCGCCCCCACCCUGCCCGUGCUUGCCGCUGCAGCAACCACCGCCGCUGGAUAAAUAAUUGUUGUCGGAGUCGCGUGUGUCGAAAUUCAGUUUUAGAGGCCUGAUCUAAUGCGACUGGCGCAGCUAAAAGAAUUCGCUCACAUUUAUCGAGACUAAAAAUGUUUCAAAUGGUAUCGCUUGAAAAGUGCAGAGAUCUUUUGGACCUUACUUUUUUAUACAAAAUUUCAAAUAACAAAAUUGAUUGUCCGUAAUUGACAGCAAAGUACAAUUCCGCGUAGAU
This is a messenger RNA of Hyposmocoma kahamanoa, 915 nucleotides long. It is a transcript of the gene ro, whose product is annotated as homeobox protein rough-like. The record is from RefSeq and is a predicted model, not a curated record. Gene Ontology annotation, molecular function: DNA binding; DNA-binding transcription factor activity, RNA polymerase II-specific. The transcript is spliced from 5 exons. Bases 1 to 693 code for a protein of 230 amino acids. Lineage: Eukaryota; Metazoa; Arthropoda; Insecta; Lepidoptera; Cosmopterigidae. Gene Ontology annotation, biological process: regulation of DNA-templated transcription.